UGUUGGAUAACCCUGCGCGUAAAUGUGUUUCAGCAGUUCAUGUCAAUAGCCUAACCUAUUUUUGAAUUGAUGCGUAACAUACAUUUACAGCCUUUGACUUACCGCCGAUUGAAUAAACAGUUCGUAAGAGCCGAGCAACCUUUGUACGCUAUGUCUGGCUGCUGAUGUAAGACUCAGGGAAAGGCGAUGCUUGCGAUUUACAGUCAUCUAUAUAAACGCCCGCGCCCCUAAAUAUUUAUGUCUUAACCGUGUCAACUGAACAAGCGCUUAAAUCAUUAAACUGGAGUUUCCUGUCUACCACGUACCACGCCUGACUCCAGACAACCUUGUGCACCUGCCCCUGACUCGGAGGAACUGCUGUCUCGCGCUCAGCAUCUGCAAACCGUCGAUAGGUCGGUGCUCGCGCCAGAAAUCAUAAGCACCAGUUUACCUCGUGCUCUAGACUGUCGCUGAUCCGUAGGAAGGGUCGUGCUUUCAGGCAAAGGUGAGACCGGAGGUGAACAACGCGCCAACUGACAAAAACAGCCUAUUACCCGGAGAAUAAAUGAUACUAGGAUGACAUCUGUGGCGGGGGGCUGCCGAUCCUUGGUGGAUUAAUGGUUAAACGGCCUGGACUGUGAAUGAACCAGACGUGUGUCUCUAGUCUCCAUCAUCAUCCAGAAUGCAUCGUAGGAGGACCAUGAAGGGGCUCGCCCCACAGACCCCAUCCCAGGAACAGUAACCUCCGUCUGGGUCCCACCCCACCCGGAUGGCCUCCCAACCCCCCUGUGAGGCAGCUCGCCCCCGCCCAGCAGAGGAGCAGCCGAGGCUCUUCACCCCCAUCUCUCCCCUCGCUUCAGCCGUAGCUCCAGCCCUCGCUCUGCUCUGUCCAUCUCUGGAAUGAAGACAGCCAGUAGGGCCAGGCCCCGCUCCCCUAGCCCCCGGCCCCGACCACCACGCUCCCCCAGCCCUGGCCCUCAGCUCGUCCAGAUGAGACGCUACAGGCCUGGGGUUGGGGUGUACCCCUUCCUGUUCCCCUCGGUCAUCAGCGCUCUGCCGCUGGCUAACCGGUCGGGUUCUCCCCCCGCUCCGAGGCCGCUGGUCCAGCAGGCCUCCAGCAGCGUUAAUACUCCAUCGCCUGCAGCCAUCGAGACCCAGAGCACCAGUUCUGAGGAGCUGGUCCCAAGUCCCCCGUCCCCCCUGCCCCCGCCCCGCGUCUACAAGCCCUGCUUCGUGUGCCAGGACAAGUCCUCGGGGUACCACUAUGGUGUCAGCGCCUGCGAGGGCUGCAAGGGUUUUUUCCGUAGAUCCAUCCAGAAGAACAUGGUCUACACGUGUCACCGGGACAAGAACUGCAACAUCAACAAGGUGACCAGGAACCGCUGUCAGUACUGCCGGCUCCAGAAGUGCUUUGGCGUGGGCAUGUCCAAAGAGUCUGUCCGGAACGACCGCAAUAAGAAGAAGAAGGAGAGUCCCAAGCCAGAGCUGACAGAGAACUACGAGCUGAGUGCAGAACAAGAGGCCAUCAUAGAGAAGAUACGCAAGGCUCAUCAGGAGACCUUCCCAUCGCUCUGCCAGCUGGGGAAAUACACCACGAAGUCGAGUGCGGAACAACGCGUGAGGCUGGACCUGGGGCUGUGGGAUAAGUUCAGUGAGCUGGCUACUAAGUGCAUUAUAAAGAUCGUGGAGUUUGCCAAACGAGUACCUGGUUUUACAGGACUCACCAUAGCUGACCAGAUCACGCUGCUUAAAGCUGCCUGCCUCGAAAUACUGAUUCUGCGUAUCUGUACGCGGUACACUCCGGACCAGGACACCAUGACGUUCUCAGACGGGCUGACCCUGAACCGGACCCAGAUGCACAACGCAGGCUUCGGGCCGCUCACCGACCUGGUGUUCACCUUCGCCCACCAGCUGCUGCCUAUGGAGAUGGACGACACAGAGACAGGCCUGCUCAGCGCCAUCUGCCUCAUCUCUGGAGACCGGCAGGACCUGGAGGAGCCCUCUAAGGUCGACCAGCUCCAGGAGCCUCUACUGGAAGCUCUGAAGAUCUACGUGAGGAAGAGGAGGCCCAGCAAGCCACACAUGUUCCCCAAGGCCCUGAUGAAGAUCACUGACCUCCGCAGCAUCAGCGCCAAAGGUGCGGAGCGGGUCAUCUCGCUGAAGAUGGAGAUCCCUGGCUCCAUGCCUCCUCUGAUCCAGGAGAUGCUGGAGAACUCAGAGGGACAAGACGGCCAGAGCAGCACCCAGAGCGAGGAUGGCAGCAGCCCCAAGAAGGGCACCCCUAAGGGGGGUACGGGGGGUAAACCCUCCCCUGUGUCCCCUGACCCCUCAGACAGCGAUGGGCCCACAGUGGCCCCUGAGGAGGAAGAGGACCCCUAGGUCCCAGUGGAACUCAAGGGCCUCUCAGACAGACACUCUAUCUGACAUUCCUUUGCACAAAAAAAAAACUAAAAAUAGGUCGACAGCCAGGCAUGGUGGACCCCCUCUCCUCCUCCCCUCAGGCCUUCGGUCCCUUGGUGACCACCACCACCUUUGCUUGUUCUUAUGUUUUCCUUUACAUUUCUUUUUUCCCUUCUCUCUCUUUAUCUCUUCAUUUCCCCUUAAAAAACAACAGCACUAAGGCCUAAAAGGACCAGUUGUUGGUUUGUGUAUAAUUCUAAAUUGAUUGAGGUUGUGUCUCGGGACUAGGGUGUGAUUGGUCGAGUUGGGUUUGACCCCGUCUGGCCACACCCACUUACCUGUACACAAAGGUCAUAGGUCAUCCUCCUCAGGUCUCCUGUGUAAAUUCAUCCCUGCAUGACGGGCUUGCCGAGUUUAAUGCGUGGUUAUAAUCUCCCUCUCUCUCUCUCUCUCAUAUUGUUGAAUACAUUGUACAUACCAUUGUAUGGUUAGAAAUCUCUGUUUCUAUGAUGAAUUUUGUGGUGCUUUUUUCAUUGUCUUAAAUAUCAUAGUUUGAGGCGAAACAGUACGUACAUGACAAGGUUUAAAGGGGGGCCUAAAAUAUAAGGUCCUUUACAAAAACAGUUACAUAGAAUGUUCUUGCAUAUAGACAGUCUGGAAGACUAAUACUUUAUAUUUGUUCCUAUAUUUAAUGUUUGUUUUUUGGUCUUUUAUGACUCUUUAUGUUGAUGUCUCGUUGAGUGUACAUUGCAUUCACCAUAAAGCCCGUUAGAGGUUUC
Messenger RNA from Oncorhynchus keta (chum salmon), 3158 nucleotides. Its product is annotated as retinoic acid receptor beta-like. The transcript is spliced from 9 exons. The record is from RefSeq and is a predicted model, not a curated record. Gene Ontology annotation, biological process: retinoic acid receptor signaling pathway; regulation of transcription by RNA polymerase II; cellular response to corticotropin-releasing hormone stimulus. Gene Ontology annotation, molecular function: zinc ion binding; RNA polymerase II cis-regulatory region sequence-specific DNA binding; nuclear glucocorticoid receptor binding. Gene Ontology annotation, cellular component: transcription regulator complex; nucleus. Lineage: Eukaryota; Metazoa; Chordata; Actinopteri; Salmoniformes; Salmonidae. Bases 880 to 2358 code for a protein of 492 amino acids.